CAUCGGUACAUGAUGGAGAGAACGUGAUUGGACCAAAAGUUUGAAAAUAUGUUUUCUAGUGUCUGUACAUUUUACAUGAUGCAGCAUGAGUUGGAACUGCGGUCCUGGGUAUUUUAUAUCCAUUCGACUUUGGAAAUGUCGCCCUGUCGGGGUCCGUGUCUCCUCGACGGCGUUCCUCGAGUUUGAACGGGCAUUGCACAAGGCGGAGCACUCUUGGCUCGCCUGUUCCCAGCAUUCUCUUGCUGCCGAACUCCCGGAUCGCGACGUGCAUCAGAAUAGCCGGAUCAGGAUAAAGGAGAACCAGUGACUGCGCAGUGUGCAGCAAGUAGGUUGGUAGGUAUACGUGCACGUCUCACCAAGGCAACGCACCGCUCGCUGCCUGCCUGUGAAGCAGAGCGGAAGGGACAGGGACAGCAACCGCGACGUAGGGAUGGGGAUGAGCGGCGGCGAGGCGUCGGGGAAGAGGCAGCAGUUCGGGAGCAUGGAGGAGUUCUGGGGCUUCUACCUGAGCCAGCACUCCAAGCCGGGCACGCGGCGGUGGCACUUCCUCGGCACGCUGGCCUCGCUCGCCUGCGCGGUGCUCGCGGCCGCCACUGGCCGCGCCGCGAUCCUCCUCGCGGCGCCCGUUCUCGGGUACGGCAUGGCGUGGUACAGCCACUUCUUCGUGGAGGGCAACCGCCCCGCCACGUUCGGCCACCCCGUGUGGUCCUUCAUCUGCGACUACCGCAUGGUCGUGCUCAUCCUCACCGGCCGUAUCGACGCCGAGCUCGCCCGCUUCCGCAUCCGGCCGACGUCUGACGUCGCGGCGACCUCUGCGCACCAGGACUGAUACCGCCUAUCUUUCUGGCCUACCCGUAGCGUGUUUGGAAUGGAGGCCUCAAUCAAUCGAAAUCGAUUACCAGCAGCAGGCAGUUCGUACCUGCAUGCUUUGUGGUAAUAUCUGUAUCAAUAACCACUUUAACUUGUAUCUCUCCUAUAAUAAAUACCAUGUUCUUGCUUUC
This is a messenger RNA of Sorghum bicolor (sorghum), 1001 nucleotides long. RefSeq lists its product as uncharacterized. The transcript has a single exon. The record is from RefSeq and is a predicted model, not a curated record. The coding region runs from base 431 to 829 and encodes 132 amino acids. NCBI's taxonomy places the organism in Eukaryota, Viridiplantae, Streptophyta, Magnoliopsida, Poales, Poaceae.